Molecule: messenger RNA, 744 nt
Organism: Caenorhabditis elegans
Lineage: Eukaryota; Metazoa; Nematoda; Chromadorea; Rhabditida; Rhabditidae
Gene: Y46H3D.8
Product: ShKT domain-containing protein
Exons: 3
Coding region: 1-744 (247 amino acids)
Source: RefSeq, marked reviewed
AUGAGCCUCACCUUUGUCGUUGUUUCCGUUCUCGCUUUGGCUUCUGGAACCGAAGCUGCCAUUUCUGGCAACUACAACUGUACCACCUAUAAUGGAACCUCGUUUGUCUACACUCCGGCAGCUGUCGCGUGCUCGAACGUCAUCUCUGAUGCUUCGUGUCAAGUUUUGUAUGCUGCCCCAGACACCCUCUACCCAGCUGCUGGAAAUGAUGCGGAGAGAGCGUAUGCUUGCUACACCACGGCCACGGCCACUCCAGCGGCGACUGUAAGUGAUAUGGUUACUGCUGCAAUUUCCACGUGCCCAAAGACUUGCGGCUUUUGCUGUGCCACCAGUGCAUAUUCCUGCUCUAAUGUUGCUUACCCACGUCUCACGUGCUCCUCCAUCACAGCUGCUCAGUGUGCUUCAUCCGUCUGGCGUACCAUCAUUGCCGAAGACUGUCCAGCCGCUUGUGGAUUCUGUAACGACGGAGGAUGUGUCGACUCUGUUGUGGCCUGCGCCAACGACAUCUCCAUCUGUACCACCGUCGGACUCCAAGACUUCGUGAACACCUACUGCCAGAAGACGUGCUCCAGAUGCGCAUCUUCCACCACAACUGCUUCUUCGUCUUCCAGCAGCUGCACUUCAUACACCGCUGACUCCAGCUCUGCCUGUGCAUCAUGGGCCGCCAAUGGAUUCUGUACCAACACCUUCUACACUGCUGCUACUCGCAAGUCAUAUUGUGCCACGACUUGCAAACUUUGCUAG